GAAUAUGAACGCAGUAAUAGUUCACAAAAAUGUGCACUGCAAACUAAUAAAAACAUUAGGCCUAUAAGCUGAUAUGAAAUGUUUAGCCUUACGUUUCAGCAACGCUGAAAAUAUAUUUACCUUUUUUUAAAUAUUCCAUCAAAUAUGUUGAGACUCAAGGUGCGUGAACUAAAAUGAUCAGUGCGGGAUAGGCCUACUCAUGAAUAUUCAUGUAUGCCCCGCCCAUUGAAACCGAAAAUCUCGUAACACAGGUGGAGGAUUCAGCCUUUACGUCUCAUCAGUCCAGAAUUCAAAUGAAAUGUCCAAGUACGGCUGCUGCUCGUGCCCCUGUUUGGGGGCCCUGUAUGAGAGACGUUUCAAGUCGUCUAAGACUGAAUUAGAAAAAACUGCGAAUACCGGUAAACUUCCACAAAAUGUCUCAAAUCCGGCUCCUUCAUCCGCGUCUGAGCCCGCCGGUGAGAUCUACACGGCGCUGUGGCCCUUUCAGGCUCGCGCGGACGAGGAAUUGACCUUCCAGGAGGGAGACCAGUUCCGAAUCUGCGAGCGUCAGGGUGACUGGUGGACUGCUGUUAAACUGGAUAGAAACGGAAUGGAGACAGCCAAGGGCUUCGUUCCUCAAAAUUACCUAGCGAGAAGGGAAACGGUGAAAGAACAACCUUGGUAUUUUGGGACACUGAACCGCUUUGAGACCCAGAAUUUGCUCUUGGCUCCAGGAAAUGGAGUGGGUGCUUUCCUGUUGCGACAGAGUGAAAAAGAUGACAUAGGGUGUGUAUUAUCAGUGGUGAUCAGUGACCGGGAAGUGAAGCAUAUUAAAGUCCAUCAGAAUCAGGAUGGAAGCUUCUAUUUGGAACAGAGUCAAAUGUUUCAGAGCCUGGAGAAGCUGGUGCAGCACUACAAGAGGAACAUCCUGAGCUGUGGUAUCUGUCUCACACGGCCCUGUGCACAGCCAGAACCAAAACCACAGGAUCUUUCCCACCAAACCGUAGAUGACUGGGAGUUACCCAAGGAAGAGUUCACUCUGGAAGAGGAGCUCGGUAAAGGAUACUUUGCUGAUGUUUACCGUGGAAAAUGGAAAGGAAUGGUCAAUGUGGCCAUCAAGAUCCUCAAAAACAACGAGUCUCUCAAUCAGAGGGAGUUCCUGAUGGAGACACAAAUAUUGAAAAAGCUUAGACACAGACAUCUUAUCACACUCUUUGCCGUAUGCACAAGCUCUACCCCCUACUACAUCAUCACCGAACUUAUGGAAAAUGGCAACCUGCUCAAUUUCCUCCGAGGUGAAGAGGGGCAGAAACUGGAACCGCAGGAACUGAUAGAAAUGGCAAAUCAAGUGGCUGAUGGGAUGGCAUUCCUUGAGGAGCAGAACAGCAUCCACAGAGACCUGGCAGCCCGCAAUGUUCUAGUGGGACCCAACUACAUCUGUAAACUGGCUGACUUUGGCCUAGCUCGAAUCGUCAAGGAGCCAAUUUACUCAUCUGAGGAUAAAAAAAUACCAUAUAAGUGGUGCGCUCCUGAAGCCAUCAGCCAUGGAAGGUUCUCCAACAAAUCUGAUGUUUGGUCAUUUGGAGUCCUCCUGUAUGAAAUGUUCACUUAUGGCGGAGUCCCAUAUCCAGCUUUCUCAAAUCAAGAGGUGUACAACAUGAUCACCUCGGGGUAUAGAUUGCCUUCACCCCCUAAGUGCCCAUCACACAUCUAUGACAUAAUGCUGAAGUGUUGGAGAGACUCGGCUGACGAAAGACCAGAUUUCAAUGAACUUAAAAUGAUCCUGGAGAACUCUGGUACUGGAUAUAUGGAGUGGAGCAGUGGAGCGCUGCAGUGACCCCUCAGAUCCAGCAGAAGGCAUCAGUUAACAGUGCCAUGGAGAGACAAAUGAGUGGAAGUGUCCCAGCAACAUGCAUCUAAACACCUUUCCACUCAUUUCACCCCUUUUUACAGUAUUCACAUGUACUUAUUUUCUAAUUUAAUGAAGAAUUAUUCACAUUUAAUGCAAUCAAGCUUUUCCUCUUGGAUCAUACUAGUUGAUACUGAAGAUUAUCUUCCUACUACCUUUUUUCCCUUCCUGAUUUGGAGACCGAUAUGUUUCUGAAUGGAUCACUUGGACUUAUACAUAAAACCAGUUUUAUGUUCAUUAUUAACAAGUUUACAUACUACAAAAUUACUUCCCCUCACCAGAUCUGCACUUUGUAUUUUGAAUUAAUGUUAUAUAAUUGAAGAACCCUAACUUGAAACAUUUGAAGGGUUUAUUUUAGUAGUGUUUUUAUAGAACAGUGAAAUCAAGGAUUUCUCAUGAUAUGACCCAUUUAAAUCAUGCUGCUGCUAAUAAGCCUUUAAAUGUGUGUCUGAAAGAGAGAGAGAGAGUACACAACAUCCGGAACAGAACAAGUCUGGCCAGUUCCUGUGCACUCGGGUCAUUUCACAAUCUCUGAAAACUUUCCACUGCAGUUUUCAGUUGGUACAGUGCUGUCAGUUCAUGAGUAGAAGAUGACUGAUCCUCCAAAUGCUUUAAAAAUGUAGAAAUAUACUACACUGGAUACCAGACAGAAUGUGCAUUUCAUAAAAGAAAAGAAGUAAUUAAUUUUUUGAUUGAGUAACAUUCAUUGGUUAGAUAGGACUAUGGACUAUUAAUACUGUAUACACACACACACACACACGUACACGUACUGCAGAUGUAACACAUCCUGCUGGAUGUUGCUACUGCUCGGUAACAUGAGUGUUGCCACAACGUGUUCAUGUUGUGGGUGCGUGGUAAGCAGAAAUAGAAUCGAGGACACUCUGGACUUGCCUGGCCAGACUAAAGGGAAGAAUGACAGGAUAUUCAGGAAGGUGACAUAUGCAUGAUGACUUGCAUCUGCAAUCAGACACCCAAUAAUUCAGACUUCAACGGUAGGGCUACAAACGAGAAACGAAAAAUGUAUUAAAAGACUUUUAUAGCAUAACCCUUGUAUACUUUCACGUGGUCUCUUUUCUUUUAAAUAGUUCAUUUCCAUCUCAGUUUUCAUCUUAGCUUUCAAAUACCAUUGCAGCCGUUUCACAAAGCAGUAUCACAAUAGGAAGGGCGGUUUGGUUGCCUGUCACUGCCUGUAGAAUUUGCAUUUAGCUCAAGAGAUAUUUCUUCGAACAACUUGCAUUGUGUUAUUUAUUUAGAUUUGCUUCAUAAGUCUGUAUUACAAAAAACUGUGUUAAUAAGUAGGUUUGUAGUACAUUUUUACCAUAAUUCUGAGUUUAGUCCAAUAUGUAAGGCAAGUGUGCAACAGAAAAGUCUUUUUCUCAACAAAAACCACAGCUGCAUAGCCACAGCAAUGUCAGAAGUGGUCUGAAAACAAGUAUCAUGGUAUGUUUAGAGGUUCUUUGAGAACUGGGUCAGCUUACUAGAACUAGUGGGCCUAAUCAUACAGAGAAUGUUUAAAGUACAGGCACUCAAAAUAUUUGCAUGGUGAUAUUUAUCCAAACAAACAGAACAGCUUGAAAAAAUACCAAGAACUAGUCUGUACACAAACUUGUCAGUGUGCACGUGUUCACCUUUGUGCAGAGUAACCUCGAUGCGCGGGUGAAACCGAGCAAUGCUCGUGAGCAGACUGACUGCGCUGUUUUUAGUUCGUCUCAGUUUAGAAACAACUGUAGGAUCAGUGAGAAAAGUCUGCGACCCGAGCUUAUUCAGAAAGGCAGCACCAUGUGUGGCGUGUCGCGUUAUUCCGCGUAUUUUCUCUAAAAUAUCUCGUACUUUUACGCAGUUGCGUUUACGUCAGUGAAGUUAUCCUAAAUGCAGGUGACCAGAUUUCUGAAAUAGAAAAUACUGUUCAAAAUUAAUUGAUAUCUCACUUGUUACAAACCCUUAGAAAAAACACACAUAAAAUUCACAUGUAUAAUCACAUGUUAAAAUCAGAUGUGAAAUAUGUAAAGCUCACAUUACCGUGGAUUUGGAAAAUUUUCAUGGUGUAACUCUCGAAAACGUGAACAAAUUUGGACUGGACAAGUGUGGACAAUACGUGAUCACAUGGGUUUCACACAUUUACACCAUGAACAUGCUCCAAAACCAUGUUUCACAUAUUUCACAUCUGAUUUUAACGUGAUUGCACAUGUGAAGUUCAUGUGCUUUUUCUGUGGGGACAAUUUUUGUGUUUUUGUUUUUUAAUGACUCAAAUUUAAACUUUUCAAAUGUUAUUUUAUGUUUGUGUUUUUGGAAAUGGAUAUUAACUUCACCUAAUUGGGCUUGGAUUUCUGAGCACA
This is a messenger RNA of Carassius auratus (goldfish), 4224 nucleotides long. Its product is annotated as protein-tyrosine kinase 6-like. NCBI's taxonomy places the organism in Eukaryota, Metazoa, Chordata, Actinopteri, Cypriniformes, Cyprinidae. Gene Ontology annotation, biological process: protein phosphorylation. Gene Ontology annotation, molecular function: protein tyrosine kinase activity; protein binding; ATP binding. The record is from RefSeq and is a predicted model, not a curated record.